GUUUCAGAAAAUGAUAGGAUUCCUCAAACUUGUUGUCAUUGGCACUGUGUUUUUAGAAGUGGCUAAUGCAGCAUUUGCGGAGGAAGAAAUCCUUGUGUGUACUGAAGAAGAGUCACUUAGGUCACUUUUUUGUGCCAUGCGUAUUCCCCCUUUUAUCAACAAAACUGAACUACUCGACAUGAAUGACAAAAAGGAGGUAAAAGAAUUGAAGGAGGAGUGCCAUAACGUACUCAGUUGUUUCAACAAAAUCAAAUGUUUGGGCAAAAAUGGAGAUCAAAUACCGAAGCUUAGGGUUGUUGGAAAGUAUUGCAAAGCAUUGGACUACGUACACGAUAAUUUUGCCGAGUGUAGUGACAAAUUGAAUGCAAAGAAAUCAACAUGUUUUGAUGACUGGGACCCAAUUCCAAACAAAGUUCAUUUCGAAAAAGAUCCAAUAAAAAAAGAGCAGUUAAGAAGUGAGGCUUGCAAGAUAUAUUUUGGAAAAGACGACUGCAUGAUGAAGGAAAUUAAGGCAACAUGUGGACAACAAGAAUGGGACGCCUUCAGAGUGCAUUUCAUUAACAUCGCAGGAGGAUUUGUCGACACUUGUGACUUCAGCAGAUUGAAUUAAAUUUUAUGUGUUCUUUUUUUUAAUUAAAUGUUUCUGAAGUUCUCUUACCGGCUACUCCUGCAUUUUUGUCUUUACUGCAAAAUACCACUAUUAUGCUCCCAAGAUGGCCAAAUAUCCUAAUAAAACUUUUCGAACGUUCUUUUAAAAAAAA
Caenorhabditis elegans is the source of this 761-nucleotide messenger RNA. It is a transcript of the gene T20D4.12, whose product is annotated as T20D4.11-like domain-containing protein. The transcript is spliced from 3 exons. The record is from RefSeq and is marked reviewed. The coding region runs from base 11 to 610 and encodes 199 amino acids. NCBI's taxonomy places the organism in Eukaryota, Metazoa, Nematoda, Chromadorea, Rhabditida, Rhabditidae.